AUGAAAUUAUCCGUUAGUUUCCUCUUUGCCAUCUUGGCUUUCAUUGGUACUGUUCACUACAGUUCAGCUGCUACUGUUAUUUUAGCUGAUGACAGUUUUUUGGAAGAAUCCUUGCCAAAAUAUGAUGACAAGCCUAAAUCAAAGGAAGUUUUACCCAAAAAAUUGGAUAAUGAAAUUGAAGAUGUUGACGAUGGAUUCUUUGAUGAUGAUGACGAUGUUGAAUUCUAUGAUGAUCUUGAGGAUGGCGAUAUUGUACUGUUCGAUGAACCUUUAGAUGAUGACACUGAAUUGAUUGAUGAUGACGAUAAUGAAUUGAUGGAAGCUGAAAAUGACGAUGAUGAGGAAAAUAUCAAUGAAUUGGAAGAAAUUGAUGCUCGUGCUCGUCGUCGUAGACGUAAGGGACGCAAGGGCCGUAAAGGACGCAAGGGUCGUAAAGGACGCAAGGGCCGUAAAGGACGCAAGGGCCGUAAAGGACGUAAGGGACGCAAGGGCCGUAAGGGUCGCAAAGGACGUAAGGGCCGCAAAGGACGUAAGGGCCGUAAGGGUCGCAAAAAUAGACUUCGUAAUCGUUCCGGUUAA
Lucilia sericata (common green bottle fly) is the source of this 579-nucleotide messenger RNA. RefSeq names its product protein nemuri-like. Bases 1 to 579 code for a protein of 192 amino acids. The transcript has a single exon. NCBI's taxonomy places the organism in Eukaryota, Metazoa, Arthropoda, Insecta, Diptera, Calliphoridae. The record is from RefSeq and is a predicted model, not a curated record.